UUUGAAUGCAUGCUGCAACAAGGCGUCAACACAGAUACAUCUUGUUUGGUUAAUUGCUUGAGUUUUGUAUGCUUGAGCCUUUGGAAUUGUUAACACAGCUGAAACUAUUUUGAUCGAGCUUGGGCAUUUUCACUGGAUCUUUGAUUAGUCCAGAUUCUGACAAGGACACUAUAAAAUAUGCCGGAACGACUCUUUGUUCGAUCUGGUUUCUCCCUGAAUCCGUCUUCCUCUGUUUGAAGCCAUCGAGGGCAGGCAGCCGAUUCUAUUUUCUAAUUUCGACUAUUUUUUGGCUCUUGUGUGGCAACACAAUCGGUCGAGUUGUCACACCCUUGGUAUCAUGGCAUCUGAAGGCGUCUAUCAGGCCUUACUCGGCACCCCAAAGAAGAUGACAAAUAGGUAUCCUAGAUGGGCGGUAGGUGCGCCUAUAUUGUAUGCCACGUCUGCCCUUGCGUCUUUUGGAGAUGCCAUGUUUGGUUACAGUCAAGGAACCAUUGCUUCGAUUCUAGUGCAACCUCCUUUCAUUCGUGACAUAUUCGGUGUGAACGUUACACUCGAGCAAGUCAAUAACCUUGAAACUGGUGUUAGUGAUACGACGCAGUCUAUCACAGCCUCAUGUUUGAACUUGACUGCCCUCUUCGCUGCUCUCGUUGCUGCUGUUUUAUGCGAUAUGAUUGGAAGACGGCACGUCGUCCGUCUUGGGGGCAUUAUCUAUCUCAUUGCCUCUAUCGGUGCAGCGCUAUCAGAUAGCUUUGCUGUAUUCAUCUUCUUUCGCUGUAUACAGGGUAUUGGCGUUGGUUUCCUGUCUAUGAGUGUCCCAAUUGUUCAAACCGAGAUUGCAGGCGAUCAUGCUCGUGGCCGCAUGAUCUGCAUCGAGUACAUUUGUCUUAACUCGGGAUACUUGCUCUCUGCUGGAGCUGGAUGGGGUCUUUUCCAUUAUGUCAACUCAGGAACUAUAUCCUGGAAGGCGAUGUUCAUCAUUCAAGGGGGCUUGGCGAUUAUUCUGAUAUUUGCUUCGUUCUUUAUGCCUGAAACCCCUCGAUGGCUCGUCAGGAAUGGUUUCGAGAAUGAAGGUCUUCAGACUCUCGCAGACCUGCAUGGUAACGGUGACGUUACCUCGCCCGAGAUCGUAACAGCCUUCAAAAAGAUGAAGCUCAUCAUCCAGAUGGAAGAUGACGCCAAACAAGCAAGCUGGCGUGAUCUCUUCACCAAGUUCUGGCGUCAAACUCUCAUGGGAGUUUCAGGCCAAAUGUUCGCUCAACUAAAUGGUAUCAACGCCGUAUUAUUCUUCUUACCAAUCAUCCUCAUACGAUCGGGGAAAACGGUGGAGGAAUCACUGAAAUUUUCGUUCAUCGCUGCUUGGUGUUAUUGUGGAGGGACGGUGCCCGCCAUGUGGGGUGUUGAAUGGAGUCGGAAGAAAUGGUUACUAGGGACCACUCUCGCAUUAAUCGUUGCGUUGUCUGUUAUUGGAAGUACGCAACUUGUUAGCGAGGGAUUUCCUCGUGGGCCAACGAAAACCGAGUAUUCUAACGUGAUCUUUUCGUUCUUCUGUAUCUAUCUCUUCGCAUUUGGCGCGGGAUGGGGUCCAAUCCCUUGGCUUCUCCCAGCCGAAGUUUUCCCGAUGUCUGCCCGCGCCAAAGGCGCAGCACUUAGCACCUCCGUCAAUUGGACCUUCAACUUCCUGGUAGCAUUCAUAACCCCUAUCGCCUUCAAGAACAUUCAAGCCAUAUACUACUUUGUUAUCCUCGCAUUGGUAUGUUUAUCUUUCCUGUUCGUAUGGGCUUAUUACCGUGAAACGGCCCAUAUGAGCUUAGAAGAUAUUCAAGUUGUAUUUGAGGAUGUGUAUGAGGGUCCUAGGAAGUUUGUACCUGAUUUCAGGAGCAAGCCUCAUGGCAUGGCUGGCACGAGCAAGGAUGCGGAGGCACCUGUGGUGGAGAAGGUGUUUCAGCUCCCGUCAUCGAAUGGGAUAGGCGUACAAGACGCAGGAAAGAGGGUGUCCUGGCUGUCUACAGAUGGGGAAGGGGGCGGUAGCAGCUCGAGAGCUGGAUCAAGCACGAUGGGAGAGAAUUUGCUGGAAGUGAUGAAUGAGAUUUUGAGCAAAGCGAGCUGGACAGAUCAAAAUACAGAAUUGUUGGACAUUCCACUCCAUGAUGGCGAGAGGGAGGGGGACGGGGCAAGCUUCGCCUGAGAAUUAUGUAAACUCUCUAGGAUGUGUUUAACCUGCAUGCAGUCAGAACCCUCGGC
Cantharellus anzutake is the source of this 2241-nucleotide messenger RNA. RefSeq lists its product as uncharacterized. Gene Ontology annotation, biological process: carbohydrate transport; transmembrane transport. Gene Ontology annotation, molecular function: carbohydrate:proton symporter activity. The transcript is spliced from 6 exons. Bases 338 to 2185 code for a protein of 615 amino acids. The record is from RefSeq and is a predicted model, not a curated record. Gene Ontology annotation, cellular component: membrane. NCBI's taxonomy places the organism in Eukaryota, Fungi, Basidiomycota, Agaricomycetes, Cantharellales, Hydnaceae.